Molecule: messenger RNA, 1013 nt
Organism: Camellia sinensis
Lineage: Eukaryota; Viridiplantae; Streptophyta; Magnoliopsida; Ericales; Theaceae
Source: RefSeq, a predicted model, not a curated record
UUUAGUCAGGUUUGCCCAAAUGGAGACCCAAACACCACUCCACUCCAUCAAAAUAAAAUAAAUAAUAAUUUCCUUUCUCUCUCUUCACUCUCCCUCUCUCUCUCUCUCUCUACUGGUACAACAAUGGAGUCGUCGUCAUCAUCAUCGUCUAGAACCAAAUCAAACAGACCAGCACUUCACUGCAGCUUUCAGAGAUCAACCUCUCCUUCAGGACGAUUCUGCUCUUCUUCAAUCUCUUCUUCCUCAUCGGCUUUCAAUUCCUCAAUCUCUGGUUUCUCUUCUCAACCUUCCUCGUUUUUCACCCGAUCCUCAUCGCCAACUCGGGUCAAUCUUCCCGGAUCCGCUUCAUCUACGCCGUCCGUGUGGUUCUCGAUCGACAACCGUUCGAUCUCCGUCAACCAGAAGCAGAGAAACAAGCCGUUUUCGAACCAGAAGAAGACGUGUAUGUGUUCUCCUACGACGCAUCCAGGCUCCUUCCGCUGUAGUUUACACAAGAACGUCAGUAAUCGUCAUCAGCAGUAUCGUAAUACGGUGUCGUAUCGUGCGAAUCGGUUGAACGCUCGGAGAUCGGCGAUGACGAACUCGCUGGUGAGGAUUGGGACUGUGGAAGGAGACUUGGUGAAGAGAGCUUUGUCGGCUUUGAUUCGGCCUUCGUCGCAUCAGCAGAGACGGCGAGCCGAUUUUCAGCCGAGGCCGAGUCGGCUCUCGAUAAUGUCCAGAGCCGCCGGUGAUUUAUGAAUUUUCUCAAAGCCGGCGUCGGCGAGAUGUGUCGGAGAUCUGUUUGAUGGAUCCGAUUUUUUUUUUGUUUUUUGUUUUUUUGUUUUUUUGUUUUUUUGGAGAUUGAAGAUCGUAAAUUAGCAUAGAAAAAUCGAACUUAUUUGUGAAUCUUUAGACUACAUUGAAAAUCGAGAAAAAAGAAAUUAAAAUUAAAAAUUCAACCAAUUCAAUUGAGAUUGAAAGCAUCGUAAUCACAGAUUUUGAAUUAUACAUAUUUUAUUUUAUUUUUAACUUAU